AUGCGCCAUGCACUUCCGUUUCGCUUCCGCCAAUUCUCAAUUUCCGCCGUCAGCAGCGCCCCCGGAACCCUUCCGUCCCCCGCUUCCCCCGCUGCGUCCUCGUCCCCGUCCCUCUCCCCCCCCUCCUCGCCGUUGCCCACUCACGGGGAAGGGAUGGUUCUUGAGAGGGCGGCGGUUUUCACGGCUGAAUUCACGGCGCAUUACAUGAUGGACGGGGGAGUGGAGGAGGUGUUGGAUUCGCGUUUCUUCCACGUGGCAGCGACUGCCACGUCAGCUGCAGCCGCGUCGUUCCCGCCGGGAACGGGGCAGCAAAUCAGCACGCGCCACGUGGCAGGGCGCCGCGAUGGACAGCCCUCUGCGUCGUUUAGUGCCGGCGGCCGCGGCGAGUUAAUGGACACGGAUGUGAAAGACGACGGGAGCAAAGGCGGAGGGGAGGGCCGGGUGCUUGAAGGCGGAGGGGGAAGCUGGCAGGCGCAAGGGCAUACUGGGGAAGGGGGGGGAUCGGGGGAAGCGCUGGGGGAAAAAAGUCGUGCGCCAGAGGUGGAAUCGGCUCCCAGCCUUCAAUCGGAGCGCAGCAUGGCGGAACAUAUCGGGGCAGUGCGCGGAGACAUGCAGGGGGCGGGCGCGCGGGGGGGGAAGGGGGAGGCGGAAGUGGGGGAAAAGCGGGAAGGGGCGGGGAGGGAUGGGAACUGGGGAGAACCAGGGGGGAAUGGGGGGCGAGGGGAAGGGGCGGUGUGGGUAGAUGAUUUGGAUGGGAAGGGGUAUGUGAGUCUAGGUAAACCUACUAAUGUGGAGGUUGGAAGCACAGAAGGAUUGCUGGGGGACCUUGCACACGUGGCACCUAUGGAUAGGCUGGACUCUGCCAGGCUGGCAGAACCUGAACCUGAACCUGCUGCGGGGACGGGCGGCGAAACUGCCACCACCACAGCUCCAGACACGGACAAAACCGCCAGCUGUCCUCACGCUGCGACAGGACUGGUUGACGCGGGCGGCGGGAAGGUGGUGAAUGCGAUGGGGAUGAGAGUGAGAAUUAAAGCCGAGGCGGAGCAGACGGGUGGGUCUUACAGUGUGAUUGAGUAUGAAAUUCCGGCAGGGGAGGGCACAGAGGAGCACAUUCACACGCGGGAGCACGAGGCAUGGUUUUUGCUGGACGGGCAGAUGACGUGGACCAUCGAGAAAGAGACCUAUCAAGCCAGCCAGGGCAGCUUCAUGCAUAUGCCUCUUGGCCGGGCACAUUCUUUCCGCAACAAUUCCGACCGACCUGCCCGGAUGCUGGUGAUCUGUAUGCCGGGCGGGCUGGAGAAAUAUUUCUUGGAAAUUGGAGAUCCGGAGGAGGCAGCUGAAAGGGCACCUGAGCAAUCAUCUGGUGGUACUGUGCAUAAGCCUGUGGUGGAGCAGGCAAAGCUUCAGAAUGCAAUAAAGAAAGCGAUGCUCUACGGUCUAGUGUACCCUAAAGGCGCAGCGGCUUAG
Closterium sp. Naga37s-1 is the source of this 1470-nucleotide messenger RNA. The record is from the annotation of a GenBank genome assembly. NCBI's taxonomy places the organism in Eukaryota, Viridiplantae, Streptophyta, Zygnematophyceae, Desmidiales, Closteriaceae.